UUUCAUGACCUGCAAUUCCCUGCAUUUUGGUUUACUUAGCUCAUCAAAGGUUUCAAAAUUUGCAAGCUAUUAUUUUUGUUUGUUGUAGAGGAAAAUACACCAAGAGAAAGCUAAAACAUCAGGCACUUGUUAUGUCAGCAUACAAUAAGACUAAUGUCCAUCCAUCAACCUUCAUCCUCAUUGGCAUUCCUGGGUUGGAGGCUGCCCACAUCUGGAUCUCCAUCCCCUUUUGUGUGGUAUACCUUUUGGCCCUCCUGGGAAACUGCUCUCUUCUGUUUAUCAUUAAGACAGACCCCAGCCUCCAUGAGCCAAUGUACCUCUUCCUCUGCAUGCUGGCUGUGGCUGAUCUGGUUGUGUGUACUACAGCUGUACCAAAACUUCUUAGCCUUUUCUGGUUCCAUGAUGGAGAGAUUCGCUUUGAAGCCUGCCUCACUCAAGUGUUCCUGAUUCACUCUUGCUCUACCAUGGAAUCUGGCUUCUUUCUGGCCAUGGCUUUUGACCGUUAUGUAGCCAUUUGUAACCCAUUAAGACAUUCAGCUAUUCUGACACAUGCUGUAAUUGGGGGGAUGGGUCUAGCUAUAGUACUCCGGGGCACAGCACUUCUCAGUCCUCACCCCUUCCUGCUACGUUGGCUUCCCUACUGCAGAACCAAUAUCAUUUCCCACACCUACUGUGAGUUCAUGGCCCUCAUCAAGAUUGCCUGUGCUGAGACAAGAAUCCGUAGAGCCUACAGCCUCAUCGUUGCCUUCCUUACUGGUGGUCUGGACUUCAUAUUGAUCAUUUGUUCUUAUGUUCUCAUACUGCACACUGUCUUCCACCUCCCAUCCAAGGAUGCCCGAUCACACUGCAUGAUUCUGUUUAAAUGA
Acinonyx jubatus (cheetah) is the source of this 866-nucleotide messenger RNA. RefSeq names its product olfactory receptor 52D1-like. Bases 132 to 866 code for a protein of 244 amino acids. Gene Ontology annotation, molecular function: G protein-coupled receptor activity; olfactory receptor activity. The record is from RefSeq and is a predicted model, not a curated record. Gene Ontology annotation, biological process: G protein-coupled receptor signaling pathway. The transcript has a single exon. Gene Ontology annotation, cellular component: membrane. Lineage: Eukaryota; Metazoa; Chordata; Mammalia; Carnivora; Felidae.